Messenger RNA from Nicotiana tabacum (common tobacco), 2448 nucleotides. RefSeq names its product sister chromatid cohesion 1 protein 3-like. Gene Ontology annotation, molecular function: chromatin binding; protein binding. Lineage: Eukaryota; Viridiplantae; Streptophyta; Magnoliopsida; Solanales; Solanaceae. Gene Ontology annotation, biological process: replication-born double-strand break repair via sister chromatid exchange; sister chromatid cohesion. The record is from RefSeq and is a predicted model, not a curated record. Gene Ontology annotation, cellular component: cohesin complex.
CUACUAUAAUCAAGAACUGAAGAGGCGAAGUUAGGUCAGCGGAGAAUCAUCAGAACCUUAAAAUUUUGGGCUGCUAAUUAAUAGGAAGAAUGUUUUAUUCGCACACAUUCUUGGGACGAAAGGGUCCGUUAGGGACAGUAUGGUGCGCAGCACACUUGCAAAAGUUGAAGAAGCCUCAUUAUAUUUCCACUCACAUUCCCUCCACUGUUGAACGCAUCAUGUAUCCUGAUGUACCUAUUGCACUGCGAAUGUCUGGCCACCUUCUGUUUGGAGUUGUUCGGAUAUACUCAAAGCAAGUUGAAUACUUUUCCGAUGACUGCAAAAACUUACAAGCUGUGUUAUUUAAGGCCUUUACUUCUUCAAAUGUCAAUCUGCCGGCAGAUGCCACUCAUGCACCAUACCACUCCAUUACUUUACCAGAAACAUUUGAACUUGAUGCCUUAGUUUUUGAUGAAGAUCUUGACCUGAAUAGGUUCGAGGAUACUCAUCUUAAAAGUUAUGAAGAGAUAACUUUGGAAGAUCAAAUUCUAACGCGUGAAGAUCAGUAUAUAGCUAUUCUCAUUGAUGAGGACAUAGCAAAGAGUUUGUCAAAAUCAGGUGCCAUGCCUAUGGAGAUAGAUUCUGAACCUUCAAAUCCAGAAGGAACUGCUGCUCAAUCCCUAAAUUCUUCCCCUAAGAUUCAGUCAGGACUAAACAGAGAAACCGUUCGUAAUGACAUUCCUCAAGAUAUUCCAGAAAUUGAAAUCAUGCGUGAUGCUGUCCAUGAUCAUAGUUUUGAUCAUGUUCCCUUGUGGUCAGACCAAGGGAAUGAUGUGAUGGAACCAGAUAAAAUUCUGGAGGAACAGAUCAUGAGAGAGAAGGAAACUACAAGCCCAAUUGUAGAAGAGAUGGGGGCCCCUGAGGGGCAUUCUAUCCUGUCUCAACAACGGCAAGAACCACCUUCUGCCACUUCAGUGGAGGCUCACGAAUUUGCUGAUCCACAAAUGUCAUUUGGGCAUCAGUCACCUGAUUUAGCACUUCGAUCAACACCCCCUCCUGAGAUGCCAAAAGCAAGGGGAAGAAAGCGAAAGCUACUCAAAUAUGAUAAGGAAUUAGUAUUGUCGAAUAAAAAGAUGAGAAGGGAUCUAGAAGAUACCAGUGAUUUAGUACGCCAGAAAAACAAUGCUCCAUUUUCUCGUCUGGACAUCUGGAAACAAAACAAUAAACUAAGAAACGAUGGAAUUUUAUUUGAGCCUUUAAUAACUGGAUUAUGUGAUGAUCUCUGUAAUAUCUACAAGGAAGACUUCAUUUCAGCAAAAGUCAAGACGGCUUCCCCACAGGAUGAUUAUGCAGAACCCAGCAAUAACCAAUCCUCUCCAUCUGGGAAUGAUCUUCCAGUGGAAAUUGAAAGACUGCGUGAUAACCAAGACUUUGCAAGCACCAAUUUGUUGUCUGAAAUUUUGCCUUCACCAAAUAAGUCCAUUUCCUCUCCACUAAUGUCCAUGCCUUCUACAAGCAGAAGAGAUGAUUUCACUCCUGCUACUACAACUUUUGGGACAGAAUCAAGUCAAAUGGGAAGAACGAUGGAGAGUGAGGUGCUCCCUACGCCCGACCCAGCAGCAUUUACUGGGUAUGUUGGUUCUGAUAUGGAGACCCCUUCAACAUGGUAUGGAGAGGAACUAGGCGUGGAGAAUACCGUUCUGUCUGAUAUUCCUGAGUUUGACAAUUCUGCUGGGGAUCUAAGUUUUCUAGAACAAGAUGACAACACUCCUAUUGGACUUCGAGGAACUCCCUCGUCAAGUAAGCAAGGGGGAACACCACAGUUUGAUACAUUAUCUGCCAGAACAAGAGCUGUGGCUCAAUAUUUGAAGGGGCAGUCACCAGCAACCCCCAUCUCAGAAGAUACUGGAGAUCUCAGCUUAAAUGCAAUUUUAGAAGGCAAAAAGAGAACAAUAUGUGCUCGAAUGUUUUUUGAGACACUGGUGUUGGAGAAUUGUGGACUUGUACAUGCGAAUCAAAAUGAACCUUAUGGUGAUAUAACUUUGAAAGUGACUUCCAAACUGAAGGACCAUUUUUCAAGCUAAGGCCAUUGCGUAGAUCUAUAUAUAGAAUAGAGUUAAAUCAUUGUACAGAGAUGCAACGUUGAAUAGCUUAAUGAAGAUAUAUAACCUCAGCCAUUCAAUCAUGAUUAUCGCCCCAGCAAGGAAAUUAGCAUUGUGCUCCUCCAUGAAGUCUCUCUGCCUUAUGAUUUUAAUUUAUUUUUUUCACAGUUUUUAUCCUUUUAGGUAUAGUUCCCUUUUCUUUUUCCUUGUUUUUUAGAACUUAUUGUAUGUUCUGUCAAAGCAAUAAGUGUUUUAUUUUGAUGUAUUUCAAAGAGUUGAACCUAUAGCCGAGUCUUGAAGUUCUUUUCCUCUUGAUCUCUAAUGCAAAUGCGUCAAAACGCAAAAUAACAUACACUAUUUUUCUCUA